CUUGUGCAACGGCAUCUACUCAAAGGAGGAGAAUUUGGGUUGAGCUUAGUUAUUCUCUUCAUCGAAGAUGUGGAGAGUGACAAACGCCAUAAUUUCCUCUGUUAGUCGCAUCGUGUUCGCGUUACUUGAUCUGUUGGACUUUGCUCUCUGCUUCAUCUACCGUUUCCUGGAUUCAGUUCUUGAAGAGAAUCCAAUUCCUUGUUAUUGCAGAAGCAGAGGAGGAGAAGAAGAGGGAGAUGAGAUUUCUGAGACUUUGUAUGGAAGGAGAAAUGAAUUUAGAGAUCAGAUAUUGGGCUUGUUUUCAGCGACGGGAAGGAGUGAUGAUGAUGAUGAUGAUGAUGAUGAUGAGAAGGAGAAGGAGAAGAAGGAAGCUGGAAGGAGAUCUCCUCGGUGGUCAGAUUGUAACUGUGAGAGCUGUGUGAGCUGUGCUUCAUGGAAAAAUUGGCAGGGGAUGGGGAAGGAGACUCUUCAUUUGGUCAUCAAAGAACCAACUCGAGCUGAAACAAGACAAGAUGGUAGCUAUGAAACUGAGAAUGUGAUUUUCUUACAUGGAUUUCUAUCGUCUUCAUCUAUAUGGGUGGAAAGUGUAUUUCCAAAUUUAUCAGAAGAAGCAGAUCUGAGAGUUAAAAUGUUUGCAAUGGAUCUUCUAGGCUUUGGUAAAAGUCCAAAACCAGCAAAUUGUUUGUACAGAAUACAAGAUCAUUUGGAGAUGAUAGAGAGGACUGUGAUUAAACAGUUUGGAUUGAAUAGUUUUCAUAUAGUUGCUCAUUCCAUGGGCUGCAUCCUUGGAAUUGCAUUAGCUGCAAAAUAUCCCAAGUCUGUGAAAUCCAUUACUCUUGUUGCUCCUCCAUACUUCCCUUCACUUGAAGCUAAAGCAAGCCACAAUGCUCUGAAUAGAUUGGCUGAAAGGAAAAUUUGGCCCCCUCUACUAUUCUUCUCUUCAGUUAUGUCUUGGUAUGAACACUUGGGAAGAACUAUUUGCUUCAUCAUUUGCAGAAAUCAUUUGACAUGGGAAUGGAUAAUUAAGCUACUGACUUGGAAGAAGCAUUUGCCUUUCAAUUUGACAGAUAUAACCAAGCACACUCACCAUUCUGCUUGGCAUACAAUGCAUGAGGUGUUAUGUAGAGGAGCUAAAUUUAAUGAUAAUUACUUGAGAACUUUAAAAGAAGAAGGAAUUUUUAUGAAGAUUAUUCAUGGUGACAAAGAUGAAGUGGUUCCAUUGGAGUGCAGCUUAAACAUAAAAGGUAGAGUUCCAAAAGCAGAGCUCCAAAUCAUCAACAAUGCAGAUCAUGUUUCUGUAAUCCUAAAUAGAAAGAAGGAUUUCACCAAGUUUCUUGAACAAACUUGGUUUUAAAACCUAUAAUAUAUAUAUAAAGCACCAUCAUAAAAUUAUCCAGUUUUGUCUAUGUUAUGAUUGGUCCAAGAUUUACAUGUGUACUUUCUUUAGUUAGUUUUCUUUGUAGCAUUUAUAUUGCUUUGAUUAGGAUCUUGUGUAGCCCUUUGAGAUACCAUUAAGCGUCUAUAAAUAAACACAGUAAGUUUGUAAUAAGGCAUUGAAGCCAAAAGCAAAAUAUAGAAAUCCAUUUCAGAUUUUAUGAUA
Dendrobium catenatum is the source of this 1600-nucleotide messenger RNA. Its product is annotated as probable lysophospholipase BODYGUARD 4. Bases 68 to 1354 code for a protein of 428 amino acids. The transcript has 4 exons. NCBI's taxonomy places the organism in Eukaryota, Viridiplantae, Streptophyta, Magnoliopsida, Asparagales, Orchidaceae. The record is from RefSeq and is a predicted model, not a curated record.